Molecule: messenger RNA, 3833 nt
Organism: Pyrus x bretschneideri (Chinese white pear)
Lineage: Eukaryota; Viridiplantae; Streptophyta; Magnoliopsida; Rosales; Rosaceae
Product: disease resistance protein RUN1-like
Exons: 6
Coding region: 141-3719 (1192 amino acids)
Biological process (GO): signal transduction; defense response
Molecular function (GO): ADP binding
Source: RefSeq, a predicted model, not a curated record
AUGCAUGUGAACGACCCAUUUUAUAAUUGUUGAUAAAUUUUCCUGAGAGUAGAUAGGAAUGACCCAAUUAAAUACUUUCCCUGCACACAGACACUUGCAAUGCAGCCAGCAAAGAGCUGUUUGUCCAUCGAUCCACAUCAAUGGCUCUUGUGAGAACAUCUCCAGGAACCUCCUCUGAUUCCAACUCUUUUCGGGGUUACCGGUACGACGUGUUCUUGAGCUUCAGAGGUGAAGACACUCGCAAGACUUUUACCGAUCAUCUCUACACAGCUUUGAACAACGCAGGAUUUCUCACGUUCCGAGACGACGAUGAACUUGAGAGAGGAGAAGAUAUAAGGCCAGGACUGCAGAAAGCGAUCCAGCUGUCACGAGCUUCUGUUGUCGUGUUUUCGAAAGAUUACGCGUCAUCCAAAUGGUGCCUUGAUGAGCUUGUGCUGAUCCUUGAACGCAAGAGGACCACCUCGGACCAUGUAGUUUUACCAGUCUUCUACGAUGUCGAUCCGUCCCACUUGAGGAAGCAGACGGGAAGUGUUGGAAAAGCAUUUGCUAGACACGAGAAAACACAGUCGCCGAAAAAGGUGAAGGGAUGGAGGGAGGCAGUUGCAGAGGCUGCAGAUCUAGCAGGCAUGGUCUUACAAAAUCAAGCUGAUGGGUACGAAUCAAAGUUUAUCAAAAAAAUUGUUAAAAUGAUUGGAGGCAAGUUAAGUCGCACACCAUUGAGUCUUGAACCAAAAUUGAUUGGAAUCAAAUCUCAAGUCAAACACAUCAAUUUGUGGUUACAAGAUGGAUCAAGUGAUGUUGGUAUACUUGUUUUGUAUGGCAUGUCAGGCAUAGGGAAGACAACCAUUGCAAAACAUGUUUACAAUUCAAAUUUUAGAAGCUUUGAAGGAAGUAGUUUCAUUGAAAAUAUCAAAGCAAGAGCAGAUCAACCAAAUGGCUUAGUUCAAAUACAAAUGCAACUUCUUUAUGAUAUUUUGAUCGGUAGAAAAGUGAAAAUACAGACUGUUAGUGAGGGAAUAAUUAAGAUUGAAAGCGCCAUAAGCUCUAAAAAAGUUCUACUUGUUCUUGAUGAUGUGGACCAUGUGGACCAAUUAGAUGCAGUACUAAAAAUGAAAGAUCGGUUUUAUCCCGGAAGUAAGAUACUUAUAACAACUAGGCGUGAAAGAUUGCUAAGAGUGCAUCAAGUUACAAAGGUGUACAAAGUUGAAACUUUGAAUUACAAUGAAUCACUAGAGCUUUUUAGUUGGCAUGCAUUUGGCCAGGACCGUCCCAUAGAAGAGUACAUGGAGCAUUCAAAAAUGGUAGUGCGACAUAGCGGCGGACUUCCAUUAGCUCUUCAAGUUUUGGGUUCUUCUUUAUCAGGGGAAAGCAUAGGUGUAUGGGAAAGUGCCUUGGAGAAGCUAAAGGUUAUUCCUAAUGGUGAAAUCAUGAAUAAACUAAGAAUAAGCUAUGACAAUUUACAAGAUGACCAUGACCGGAAAUUAUUCCUCCACAUUGCUUGUUUCCUAAUAAAAAGGAACAAAAACUACAUUGUUAAGAUACUCGAUGGAUGUGAUUUCUAUACAAUUGUUGGCAUUCAAAAUCUCAUUGAUAGAUGCUUGGUGACAAUUGAUAAAUACGGCAAGGUGAAUAUGCAUGACAUGAUUCGUGACAUGGGGAGAGAAAUUGUUCGCCGUGAAUCAGAAGAGCCUGAGAAACGUAGUAGAUUAUGGCGCCAUAAGGAUUCUUUCCAAGUAUUGAGGGACAAGAAUGGUACAAAAAAAAUCCAAGGUAUUUUCCUGAAUAUGUAUAUGCAUCCUGCACACAGUCCAAUAAACACAAAUGAGACAGUCUUGGAAACCAAUGCAUUUGAAAAGAUGCGCAAAUUACAGCUACUACAUCUUAGUCAUGUACGACUGGAUGGAUGUUAUGCAGAUUUCCCUACAGGAUUAAGAUGGUUAUGUUGGCUUCAUUUUCCAUUGGAUUCUAUACCUAUUGAUUUUCCUUUGGGGUGUCUAAUUGUUCUUGACAUGCAAUAUAGUAGCUUGAGACAAGUCUGGAAAGGAACAAAAUUUCUUCCAAUGUUGAAGAUCCUUGACGUCAGCCAUUCCCAUGCCCUCACUGAAAUCAUGGACUUCUCACUUUGCCCUAGUCUAGAAGAACUGAUUCUUGUAGAUUGCACAAGCCUGAUUGAUGUUCAUGAAUCCAUUGGAAAACUGGAGAGACUUGUGUACUUAAACGUGAAGGAUUGCAAGAAGCUUAGGAUGCUUCCGAAAAACAUGUGCAUGCUUAAAUCACUUGAAACACUCAUUUUAUCUGGUUGCUCAAAUCUUGAUGAGUUUCCAGUGGAGAUGAUGAAGAAAAUGAAGUCUCUGAAGGUUCUUGAAAUAGAUGAAAUUCCAUUAAGUGAAUUAUGGCCAGAAAGAAGUUCAAGUAUCUUGAGUUCUUUUCCAUGCUCUUUAGUAGAGUUGAAUCUCAGUAGGUGCAAUCUUUCUGAAGAUGUCUUUCCUACGGAUUUAAGUAAUCUAUCCUCAAUACAAAGACUAUAUCUAGAUGAGAAUCCAAUUUGUAGCCUACCAGUUUUCAUCAAAGGUUUGAGGAGGAUCGAUGAACUCUCUUUUAUAAAUUGUAAGAAGCUCGAAUCACUUGUGGGGUUGCCUAGAGUACACAAAGAGAUGGUUGUAGCCAAUUGCAUAUCAUUGAAAAAAGUAACAUAUCAAUCGUUUGGGGGGCUCCAACUACGGGCCCUUGGGAAUGACAACAACAACAUAGUUGAGUGGGAGUACCUUUUCAAGUUAGAGUCUAUUGAUAGAGUUGAUGUGGAAAUGAUCAAACUUUUGGGCUUGUUCAACUUGGAAUCCAUGCCUGCAAUUCGAAUGAAAAGCACACUACGAGGCUUGAAUUCAGAACAGGAUAGAUGGAGUCCCGUCCAGGGACUGUAUCAAUAUGGUAUAUUCAGCACAUUUUUUAUUGGGAAUGAGGUUCCAGGCCGGUUCAGCUAUAAAAGUACCAAGUCCUCCAUAUCUUUUAGUGUCCCUUUACUCCCUUCUAGUCACAGAAUCCGAGGCUUGAACAUCUUUGCUACCUAUGCAAACGAGGAGAAUUCUAAUUAUAAUUAUGAGAAUUCUGAUAAACCUCCAAUGAUAAUCAAAGUGAGUAACCAGAGCAAGGGUUUGACGUGGAUCUAUUGCCCACACUUCCACGGUAUUCUAGAAGAGGGAGAAGAUAUGAUAUGGUUGAGUCAUUGGAAGAUGGAAAACGAAACAAUAUUACAAUGUGGAGAUCAAGUGGUGGUUUCAGUAAUCGCCGGACCUGCUAAGUUGUUUCGGAUAAAGGAGUUUGGUGUCGAGCUUAUGCAAGAGCACCAGAAUAAUAUGAUGAUAAGUACCCAACACAACACCAAAUUAGAUCCUAAUUAUCCAUGUGUCAUCGGUGGAGAUUUGUCCAUGUGGGAGCAUAUACCAGGAAUAUACUUCCUCGGUUUCAGUAAAAACUAUGUUGAAGACACUGAUAUCUUUCCGCGGAGAUUUUUAAAUCCCCUCAUCAUGGACACCGAUGAAGAAGACACAGACAAAGAAGGGCAAGAGGAUGAACGUAAUUACAAUAUUGCAAGGACGAGGGCUGCCAGUAACAAUUACGGCCUCAGAAGCUGGAAGGUGCUCCUCACAGCUGCCGGCUUAUUUUUCAUGCUGGCUCUAGUAGUUCUGUCCUCCAUCUCCCAGAAAAAGAAGCGACAGUAGUCCACAAGCCAUCCAUGAGUUUGUAAUUUUACUUGAUACAGACAUAUCUUUGGAUUCCCUCCUUGUUUUUAAGAUGUUUUCUGCCUUCAAAAUAUCGAAGUUCAAAUGUGUUCA